CUUCCUCUCUUGAUGACGACCGAGUUCGUCGAUGUCGCUACGAUGGCUCCGGCCAAUCUCGACCGUUCGAUGGAAACCCCCAGCCAAUCGUCGCCGUCGAAACCCCUCAGCGGCGGCGCCGCCCGGCUUCUUGCCGCCGUCCUCCAAGCCCUCGUCAUGGUGACGGCGCUCGCCCUCUUCUUCCUCUUCGCCGGCGUCGCAGCCUUCGUUCUCCUCCACCUCCUCGUUGCUGGCCGCGCCCUCCACCGCAGGCCCCACCCCUCCCCUCCCUCCCCUUCUCCCGGCCUCUCUACGAAGGAUCUCAAGCUCCUCCCUUGCUCGAAGUACUCUCGCGCAUCCAUGGGCGCUUCGGAUUGCCCGAUUUGCUUGGAGGCUUUCCGGGAUUGGGAUCGCGUUAGGGUUAUUCCUGGUUGCGGGCAUGAAUUUCAUGCGCCGUGCGUUGAUAAGUGGCUCGUUAAGACGCCGGCGUGCCCGAUCUGCCGUCGCCCUGUGAGAUCCUCCGGUGGUGUUCAUCCGUGAGUUUCCCCGUCUUUUGUUUCUUCUUCCUUUCUAGGGGUUUUGGCUAAUGUAUAUAAAAAGUACGUUUUUGCUCCUUUUUAUUGUAAAAAUCCUUGCUUUUUUCAAUUAUGAUAUAUAUACAUCAUAAUUUAAGGUUGUGUUAACUUUUGAUUUGGUUCUUGUUGUAUGAUUGAUGUUGGUUUAGGAAGGGCAUGUAGAGAAUUGAAUUCAAUAAAAUUAAGGUCCAGUGUGAUGAUGACUCACGGAUGAGAUGACUGAAAAAAUGCAAUUCUAUAUCUGUUUAUUGAAUGAGAUUCUUGAUU
Dioscorea cayenensis subsp. rotundata (Guinea yam) is the source of this 821-nucleotide messenger RNA. RefSeq names its product RING-H2 finger protein ATL56-like. The transcript has a single exon. Bases 13 to 519 code for a protein of 168 amino acids. The record is from RefSeq and is a predicted model, not a curated record. NCBI's taxonomy places the organism in Eukaryota, Viridiplantae, Streptophyta, Magnoliopsida, Dioscoreales, Dioscoreaceae.